AUGAAUCAAAGCCGAUCAAAUUACGAGCAAUGGGUCCUUGCUUGCAAGGAGGAGCUCCAGUCCGAGGGAGUCAUUGAUGGCUUGACCCAGGAAGCUCCCAUCGAUCCUGAUUCGAUCUCUGACAACGACGAACUUGAUUCACAUGUCAAAGCCUGGCUUUUGGACUACGAGGAAGAGCCUCAAGGUGGGUUCUCAGGUCAGAGGAUUGUUGCAAACCGCAACAAGUGGAAGGCUGCUGCCAGAAUCAAAUACAAGGAAUGGGCGCGGUUGAACAACAAAGCACUUGUUAUCAUCUACCACUUGUGUGAUAAGGUUCCUCAGAUGAUUAUUGCUGAGGAGGUGACUGCAAAGAGUGCUUGGGCACGUCUUUCAGAGGCCUACAAAUCUCAGGGCUUCCCUGCUGUCUACAAGCAAGUCUCAUUGACUCACACUGUCACGUAUCGAGACUGCAAUACUCUGAAGGAAUAUGUCAACAAGAUUAAACUUAAUCGUGCCAAUCUCGAUGCUCUCGGGCAUAGAUGGAAUGACGAUGUCUGGUCUGCGGUUCUCAUCAAGGGCCUCGGCGACUCUUUUGAAAUCCUCACAUCUUCUUUGCUAUCCGCUGACAAAGGGACUAGAUCCUUCGACGAUGUCAUUCAGUUGAUCCUUGACGAGGAGUUACAAAAGAAGAAUAUAACUACUACUGGCUCUAUUUUCAAAUCCCACGGGGGGAAAGGCAACAAUAACGGCAAUGGAAACAACUAUUCCUCUAAGUCUGUCGACCCUUCUAAAGACAAGUCCAACAAGAAGUGGGCUUGCAGGACUCAUGAAACCAAUAGCCAUACCUGGAAAGACUGUCGCCAGAAUCCCAAAAAUCAAAAUAAGUUCAAAGACUGCCAGCGAUAA
Messenger RNA from Rhinocladiella mackenziei CBS 650.93, 885 nucleotides. RefSeq lists its product as uncharacterized. The record is from RefSeq and is a predicted model, not a curated record. The coding region runs from base 1 to 885 and encodes 294 amino acids. NCBI's taxonomy places the organism in Eukaryota, Fungi, Ascomycota, Eurotiomycetes, Chaetothyriales, Herpotrichiellaceae. The transcript has 2 exons.